Molecule: messenger RNA, 1494 nt
Organism: Hypomesus transpacificus
Lineage: Eukaryota; Metazoa; Chordata; Actinopteri; Osmeriformes; Osmeridae
Product: protein FAM107B
Exons: 5
Coding region: 315-899 (194 amino acids)
Biological process (GO): actin filament polymerization; regulation of actin cytoskeleton organization; actin filament bundle assembly
Cellular component (GO): synapse; stress fiber; neuron projection
Source: RefSeq, a predicted model, not a curated record
CUCCACUUCUCUCAACCAUCCACCUGUUGUUUUCACGCUUAGGGCUCUUUCAUGCUGGGUUAGGGUUAGUCAUGCUGUUGGCUGGAAACAAGAACAACUUUGGAUUUGUUUCAGUUGUCUGUUGUUUUCAGGGUUAAUGUGUGGAAGGCCCAGACAGAGGGCCCUGUAAGAUCCUGAUGUCCCACAUUAGAGGAGUGUACUGUAGCACUGUCAUUGGCUCUGGAGGGCUGCAUUCCGUUAUCUUUUCUCUCAACUGUGAGAGUUGUCAAACUUUUCUGCUCCUCUUACUCUGGUUACGGCUCUAAACUCCGCCUAUGGUCAUGGGAGUCACCUAUGGAAAGAAGAGAGAACAUAAUCCCCAGCACGCAUCUACAGGAAGUAGGACACACGUGAAAGGACCAGUCCACUGUGGCCUGCAGAGGGAGGAGGAUGGACAACAAGGUGGAGAAGACCUGGGCCUGACUCAGGAACCGGUGGUCCUGGCAGGUGACAUGCAGACACUUCCUUCACAGCCAGAUGACCAGGAAGAGAGCAGUGAUCUCAUCAUUCCCAAAAAACUAAUCAACCCUGUCAAAGUGUCCAAGAAUCAUCAGGAGCUUCAUAAGGAAUUAAAAAUGACAUAUAAGAAAGCUGUGUGUCCAGAGGGGAAGCCAGAGCUCCAACGUGUCCUGGAGAAGAGGAACUGGGAGCAAGGGAGGAAACAGAAGAGAGAAGAGGAAGCAAAGAGAAACACGUCCCCUUUUCACCAGGAACUGCUCAAGAGGCAACAGAGGCUGGAGGAGCUGGAGAGAGAACUAGAUCUGCAGCAGAAUGGGCAAGACAGUUCACCUGAGUUCGUCAGGGUCAGAGAGAGCCUGAGAAGAACCACGAUACUGGACGUUGGAGAGAAGAAGGUCUAAAAGGAAGGAACUUACUUUUGUGCAUUCAACUGAAAUAAUAGGUCAAGCUAGUCUUUGGGACCUAUGGAUAGAGGGUGUGGCUGUAGGUGGAUGUCUGCAGUUUGGCAGGUUCACCGUGUGUGUGUGAGAGGGCGUGGUGCAGAACAGUACCUCCCUAAGAAAACACGGGAUUCAACUUCCACUCCAUAGAGACAAACCUGUACUUGUUAUUUAAACCAUGGAAGGUUGUCAAUUAUACAUGUGGUGAAUGAAUGUAAUAAAAGUGUAGAGAACUUACUGUAGGAGAGAAAGGGAUGAUAGAAGUUUCCUUCUUGUGAGUCUUUAGUCUUCUGAAUCAUCAUAUAUAUUUUUUUUCAUUUAUCAGAUAAAAGUCUCAUCUAUAUAUGUGUUUUUUUGUUUGGCAUUUUACUUAUUGAAUUCACCCUAUUUACAAGGACAUGCACCAUUCACUGCCUUUUACUUGUUCAAGACCAUUUACUCUGUUAUAUGUUUCCCUGUUCUGAAUCCCUCUGUGUAAAAUUAACUGUGCAACUUUAAUGAAUUUGGAAUUCAAAAUGACAUUUUUUAAAUGUACACAUUUAUAGUUUUCUCAAUG